Messenger RNA from Durio zibethinus, 1154 nucleotides. Its product is annotated as tropinone reductase homolog At2g29290-like. Lineage: Eukaryota; Viridiplantae; Streptophyta; Magnoliopsida; Malvales; Malvaceae. Gene Ontology annotation, molecular function: oxidoreductase activity. The record is from RefSeq and is a predicted model, not a curated record.
CAAUUUGUGGAAAGACUCUUCAACCUGCUAGAUACUAUUUAAGAAGGGAGAUUCCAAUGAUUGAAGCCAAAUAGAUCAAAGAGAAGGAAUAAGAAGAUCAGUAGAAAUGGCUGAUGAGGCAGCAGAUGUAAGCGGUUGCAGGAACAACAGAUGGUCACUUCAUGGCAUGACUGCUCUUGUUACUGGUGGAACCAAAGGAAUUGGCUACGCUAUCGUAGAGGAAUUAGCUGGACUGGGUGCAAGAAUCCACACAUGCUCGCGGACUGAAACUGACCUCAACAGAUGCUUACUUGACUGGGAAGCAAAGGGUUUUCAGGUAACUGGUUCUGUCUGUGAUGUAUCAUCUCAGGCCCAAAGAGAGAAGCUAAUGAACACUGUCUCCUCUAAAUUUGAUGGAAAACUCAACAUCCUGAUUAACAAUGUGGGGACAUUUAUUUCGAAGCCGACUCCAGAGUUCACAACAGAAGAUUUCUCAUUUAUCAUGGGGACGAAUUUCGAGUCUGCUUACAACUUUUGCCAACUUGCAUAUCCUCUUUUGAAAGCUUCAGGGAGAGGAAGCAUUGUUUUUCUGUCUUCAGUUAGUGGUGUGGUAACAGUAAGUGUUGGAUCUAUAUAUGGAGCAACAAAAGGAGCCAUAAACCAACUUGCAAAAUACUUGGCUUGUGAGUGGGCAAAGGACAAUAUAAGGGUCAAUUCUGUUGCACCAUGGUUCAUCCGAACUCCCCUUGUUGAAUCUAUCAUUGAAAAUUUCUCGGAAGCCAUCAUCUCUCGAACUCCGAUGGGUCGAAUCGGAGAGCCAGACGAAGUGUCAUCCUUGGUGGGGUUCCUGUGCCUACCAGCCGCUUCCUAUAUGACAGGGCAGACUAUUUGCAUUGAUGGUGGGAUGACAGUGAAUGGCUUCUUCUACCCUGAAACCCUUACUGGAUAAGAGCACCUAGGCCAAUGCAAUAGACACCUCAACUACAUGAUCAGCUUUCUAGUGUUGGAACAUUUUCAAAAUAAUGUCACAUAACUUGUGUGUGAUGAUAAGAUCUUAUGUCUUAUUUCCUGAGACUUGUGUUGGGAUAAUUGUGUCUGCACAGACAGGCAUAUGAACAACUAUGUAAUAUCUAUUUGAAUAAUUAUGUCUUUAUAAAAAUGCAUCUAUUUGAUUA